This is a messenger RNA of Aphidius gifuensis, 2720 nucleotides long. RefSeq names its product facilitated trehalose transporter Tret1-like. The record is from RefSeq and is a predicted model, not a curated record. The coding region runs from base 235 to 1644 and encodes 469 amino acids. The transcript is spliced from 6 exons. Gene Ontology annotation, biological process: transmembrane transport. NCBI's taxonomy places the organism in Eukaryota, Metazoa, Arthropoda, Insecta, Hymenoptera, Braconidae. Gene Ontology annotation, molecular function: transmembrane transporter activity. Gene Ontology annotation, cellular component: membrane.
AUAUACACGUGUUGAAAAAAAAAACACAAUUAAUAUUGAGUUGAUAGGUCAAUGAUAACAACAACUGGAAAUAUAAAUUAAAUAAAACAUAAAACUGUCAGCAAUAAUCAGUAUUGACAAACACAUCAGAGUGUGCACACUUAACACGGUCACUUAUCUUUUUUGUAUCAAUAUAUUUAUAAAUAUAAAAGAAUUAAUUUAAUUAAAAAACAACGUCAUUCCAAUAUAUUCAAAAUGACAGUGAACAGAGAGUCAAAUAUUUUACAAUAUUUUGCAACAAUUGCUGCAUGUUUGUCAGCAUUUGCUUCAUCAGCUAUGGUUGCUUGGACAAGUCCAACUUUACAAAAAUUAGAAAAAAAUAAUCCAGUUGCUGAGGACAAUCCAUUUGGUCAUGCAAUAACAGCUGAUGAAAGUUCUUGGAUUUCAUCACUACCAAUACUUGGUACAGUGUUUGGUUGUUUCUUUUUUGGAUACCUUGCUAAAAGAUGGGGACGUAGAAAAUCUUUGUUGUUUUCUGUUAUACCAUUUUCCGUAAGUUGGAUAUUUGUUGGACUCGCUAAAAGUGUGACAAUAUUGUGCAUAGGAAGAAUCAUUGGAGGAAUUGCUAUAGGUGCACCAUUAUCAGUUAUACCAAUGUAUACCGCUGAAAUAAGUGAUAAAUCCAUAAGAGGUACACUCAGUUCAUUUAUGCAAGUUUUUUUAAACAUUGGCUGGAUAUUUUCAUUCUCAAUUGGUCCAUUUGUGUCUUAUAAUAUUCUCUGGAUGUCAUGUGCUACCUUACCAUUUUUAUUUUUUAUAACAUUUUAUUUAAUGCCUGAAUCACCUUAUUAUUUAGCAACACAGGGUAAACAUGAAAAAAUGAUUCAAGUUUUAAUUAAAUUUCGUGGUAAUAUUAGCAGGGAUUUUAUUGAAGCCGAAGCUGAUGAAAUUGAAGAUUGUGUUCAAGCUGCUGCAAAACUUGAAACAAGUAUUAUGGAUUUAUUCAGAAUACCAAGUAACUUUAAAGCACUUUGGUACAGUUGUUUAAUGUUUGUAUUUCAAAAUUCUUCCGGUGCUGUUGUUAUAUUGUAUAAUGCUGAGUCAAUAUUUACUGCAACUGGUGUUAGUGAUACCAUUUCACCAGCAGUUUCUACAAUAAUAAUUGGAAUUGUUCAACUUGUUUUUUGUUGUAUAACACCAUUGUUUGUUGAUAAUUGGGGAAGAAAAAUAUUGUUAAUUUUAUCAGGCAUUGGUGAAACAAUGAGUCUUGCAGCACUUGGGUUAUAUUUCUAUUUGGCUGAAAAUGCUGAUAAUGGUGAUGGAGAUGUUAGUGGUAUCAGUUGGUUACCAAUCACUUCAAUGAUAUUUUUUUUCGCUACAUAUAGUAUAGGCUGGGGACCAUUACCAUGGACCGUUAUGAGUGAAAUAUUUGCUUCUGAUAUUAAAACAAAAGCUUUUGCUAUCAUAACAACAAUACAUGGACUCGUAGCAUUUUUAAUACUCAAAUUUUUUCCAACUAUUGUUGUCCACUUUGGCAUGUACAGUGUAUUUUGGCUAUUUGCAAUUAUUUCUUUUAUCAGUAUUCUAUUUACCAUAUUUGUACUUCCUGAAACUAAAGGAAAAAGUUUACAAGAAAUUCAAAAACAACUUGCCAGUCUCAACUGAAUUAAACUAUUUCGAAUUAAAUAGUUAUAUCCAAUUGUUUAUGAAUACACAUUUACUGUUGUUAAACUUUUUAUAAAAUUUCAGUUUUGUAUGAAAAAUAAAUUUUAAUCAUUAAAAAAUAAAUCAUACUGUUGUCUGAUAUUUACUGUGUACAUAAUCCAGUAGCUGAUAACAGUUCUUGGAUUUCAUUAUUACCAAUACUCGGUCCAGUGUUUGGUUGUUUCUCUUUCGGAUAUCUUGCUCAAAAGCAGAAGAAAAAUAUCAGAGUACAGUGGAGUAAUACGAAGGAAAUCGGAUAAAAACGUACAAAUAUCGGAGAGAAACGAGACAAAGUACAAACACGAAAAAAUGACGGAGAAAUAUCGGAGAAAAUUUUUUUCUAGGGAUUAUCGCAACCUAACUAUACAGAUUUUUAUGAUAAAAGAAAUAAAUGAUAACUUGCGAUUGUUAUUGUAAAAAUAUUAAUAAUUUCAAUGUCAUUAAUAUAUAAAUAGAACAAUUCAACAUUAAAUGUAAAAAAAAGUUGAAAAAAAAAGAAUUGGUGCUCUCGUAAUGGCACGUGCUUGUUCACAUUAUAGCAUUAAAUUAUGGAACACAUUUACGAUCCUAAUGACGAAUUUAAAAAUUUACAAUUACACGAAAUAUAUUUAAUAUAUAUAUUUAUAUUUAAUAUAUUUAAUUAUAUAUAUAAUCGUGAACAUGCGUUUAUGUGGUGAUUGGUCCGCCAGAGAAUAUAAUCAUAUUAUAUGACUUAAGUCAUGCAAGUUAUAUAAUAUGAUCAUAUUCUGUGGAUCUGGAAUAUAAAACUGAUCGUACAUGGAAAGAAAAAUUAAAAAUACCAAUAGUUCUGCAAUGAUCCCCGGAGAAAACCGAUGACGUGAGUGGUAAAAUUAUGUAUUUGUCCGGAAGGACGUAGUCUGGCGACAAGGCCUGUGUAAAAACUCGUCUUGAUUACAAGGACUAUAUACUACAUAUAUGUAUAUCCCGAUAGAAAUAUUUUUCCGUUUUCUCAAACUUUUUUCCGUCAUUUUUCCUACUUUUUAGUAGACUUAAAACUUUUAUCGAAAAAAGUUGGA